AUGCCUUCAAGUGCUCAAGAAGACAGACAAAGAAUCGAGAGUUGGUUGCUAGCUGAAUUCUUCACGGAUGAUAGAACCCUGCAAUUUGCCAACAACCCGGUGAUCUCCGGCGAUGACCUCCGUCCUAUGUUUAAGAACGUGUUUGCCAAUCUUGAUAUGAUGACUCACGGCAUUAAAUACUUCGACUACGUCCCUCCACGAAUCUAUCAAGCAGCCACAGUCCGGUAUUCAUUCAAGGGAGAUGACCCCGAGAAGGAUAUAAUCCAGAUUCCCGGCUUUUCAAGUCUGUCAGUCAAGAAGGACAAUGAUGGAAAACUUCGAUGUUACCAUGCCGAUAUCUUUCUCGAUGUAUCACCUGUUUUCCAGCGGAUAGUGGAAAAGACAGUAUAG
Messenger RNA from Fusarium sp. VM40, 390 nucleotides. The record is from the annotation of a GenBank genome assembly. Lineage: Eukaryota; Fungi; Ascomycota; Sordariomycetes; Hypocreales; Nectriaceae.